Messenger RNA from Alnus glutinosa, 2615 nucleotides. RefSeq names its product protein WHAT'S THIS FACTOR 9, mitochondrial. The record is from RefSeq and is a predicted model, not a curated record. Gene Ontology annotation, molecular function: RNA binding. Bases 54 to 1952 code for a protein of 632 amino acids. NCBI's taxonomy places the organism in Eukaryota, Viridiplantae, Streptophyta, Magnoliopsida, Fagales, Betulaceae. The transcript is spliced from 2 exons.
UCUGCAGAACAGAGCAAACAAAACAGGCAGCAAGGCGCAGAAAGUUAGACCAAAUGCAGUUCAUCUUCCGCUCUCUCCCAAAGCCAAUCUCCCACUCUCAAUCCCAGCUCCUCCGCCACGGCCGGACCUUCUUGGACGAUGCCGCCACCAUCAAAUGGGUUCGCGACCGUGGCCUCGACCACGUCGUGGAGAAAGAGAAGAACCUCAGACCCGUGCUCAACCUCAAGAACUUCAUCAAAUCCGAGCCCUCCAAGUCCGUCCCUAUCUCUGUCAUCUCGCAGAACCGAGACUCCCUCCAGAUCCCUAUCCGCCCCAUCGACUUCGUGCGCAGAUACCCUUCCGUUUUCGAGGAGUUUCUCCCCGGCGGCAUCCGCAUCCACCCCCACGUCCGGCUCACCCCCGAAGUUCUCAACCUUGACGCCGAAGAGCAGUUGGUUUAUCAGAGCGAGACCUAUAAGCAACAGGCCGCAGACCGGGUUUUGAAGCUCCUGAUGAUAUCCAGGGCCAAUAGAAUACCGCUCAGUAUCAUCGAGCUCUUGAAAUGGGAUUUGGGUCUUCCUCAAGAUUACGAGAAAACCAUAGUCCCCGAGUUCCCAGACUAUUUUCGAAUUGUGGGCCACAGAGAUUCUGCAAAAGGGUCGGAGGAUACGCGCGCUUUGGAACUGGUUUGUUGGAGCAAUGAGCUUGCCACUUCGGUUAUGGAGAAGAAGGCGAUGAAUGGGAAAUUGGGUUACGAAAAGGGAAUGGCUUUAGCAUUCCCUACGCAAUUUUCGAGAGGAUUUGAGAUGGACAAGAAGUUGAAGAAGUGGGUGGAUGAGUGGCAGAAGUUGCCUUACAUCUCUCCUUAUGAGAACGCGUCUCAUCUUCCGCCGAAGAGUGAUGAAUCGGAGAAGUGGGCGGUCGCGGUUUUGCACGAGUUGCUUCAUAUUCUUGUGCCAAAGAAGACGGAGAGGGACAAUAUACUGUGCCUUGGAGAGUGUUUGGGGCUUAGGUCCAGGUUUAAGAGAGCAUUGCUUCAUGACUCGGGUAUAUUCUAUUUGUCGAGUAAGAUUGGUACCUACACAGUGGUUUUGAGAGAAGGUUAUAAGAGGGGUUUGCUAGUUGAGGAUCAUCCAUGGAUGAGAAUGAGGAAUCAGUAUAUUCACCUCAUGAAUAUGGUGAAGGAAAAUAGUAAACCGGUUAGCGUUCCGGGUGCAAGUACUCAAAAGAAAAAGCAGAUAGGUCAUGAUGAAAAGGGGAAAGGAGAGGAAGAGGAGGAUAUUGAAAGUGGGGAAGAACAUGAAGGGGGGUUGUAUGAUUCAUCAGAUGCUGAGGUUGAGGAGGCUAGCGACAAUAAAUACGAACAUGAGGAUGAAAAUGAGAGUCACAGAGGCGUUAGAAGAAAUGUUGCAGAUAAUAGAGGAAGUAAAGCUAGGAAAAUGAAUUUCGAUGCGAAGGUGCCUUCGAGAAAAUUUGAAAGAAAAAGGGUAGGUGUUGAGGAGGCUAGCGACAAUAGAUACGAACAUGAGGAUGAAAAUGAGAGUCACAGAGGUGUUAGAAGAAAUGUUGCAGAUAAUAGAGGAAGUAAAGCUAGGGAAAUGAAUUUUGAUGCGAAGGGGCCUUCGAGAAAAUUUGAUAGAAAAAGGGUAGGUGUUGAGGAGGCUAGCGAUAAUAGAUACGAACAUGAGGAUGAAAAUGAGAGUCACAGAGGUGUUAGAAGAAAUUUUGCAGAUAAUAGAGGAAGUAAAGGUAGGAAAAUGAAUUUCGAUGUGAAGGGGCCUUUGAGAAAAUUUGAAAGAAAAAGUGCAGGUGGAAAACAACCUGGUAAGACAAAGGAAAAAUUUCAAUCCAAAGUUUCUAAAAGAGAAAAGAUGCACGGUGGGAAUAAUGUUGGGGGAAGCUCGCAAGAGAGAUCAAGUUUACCUAAAAGCAGAGGGAGGUCAUUGCCAGACAAGAGGAUUUCUACUUCGUAAAGAUUCAGAUUAUUUGCUGCAACAACAUGUAAGCAGGCCUUUGUUGGCUUUCUGGGGAAAAUGGCAAUCAUGCAUGAUGCAGCUUGAAAUAACAGGUGGUGAGAUCAAGCAAUUGCUGGUGUGGUUAUUUUGAAGAAAGGCUGAUUCACGGAAGAGGGAUUUCAAUUUUGGUGACUUCAGCAUUGCAAGCAGAGGUGCUGUCUGAGAAGCCAUCUUUCUUUCUUUCGGGUAAAGCAGAAUUCCUGAAUGCUAUAAACAUUGAUGGAUGUUAGCAAUAGAAAGCUUGGCUACUGGAAAGUGAAGUGAAUACUAUUCUGAAGGGGGCAUCAUCAUCUUACAGGCCUUGGUUCUUUGGACAUUUAUAUCCCUCUUCUGCUUGAAGCUUUUUCUUUUCUGGUAAAAGCUUGUAGGGUAGGUGGGGGUUGAAAGAAAGGUAUGUAGAUUGGUAAUAAGAAUUAUGUUGAAACUUUUUUUAAAUUUAUUUGAAUGGAAGGGCAUUGACAAAACCAGUCAAAAAGAUCAGAAAGAAAAGAACCAUUAGGGCUAAAUUUUUUUUAUUUUUUUUUAACCCCUUUCAGUGAAAACUGUAAAAGGAUUACAGCCAUAUCUGCGGUUGUGGAGCCCAAUAUGAUCAAUAAAGUGAAAACAUAUAAUCUUUGUUUA